CUCUUUGGCGUUCUUGCUUGUGUUGUGUUUACUACUCAACUGUUAUCACUGCUCGUCUGCAACUCUCCGCGGCUCUUCGAUAAAACUACUGUCUUCACAGACGCCCAGCAAGAUGUCUGAUACUGAGGCUCCGGUUGAGGUGAAGAAGCGCGGCAGACCGGCGAAGAACACGCAGGAAAAGGAGGCGAAGAAGCGCGGCCACGCGGCGUCGCCGAAGAAGGACAAAUCGCCGGCGGCCGUAGAGGUGGCCGACACGGAGAACGGCGAGGCGCCGGCCAAGCGCGGCCGCGGCAGGCCCCCGAAGGCGGCGAAGAAGGCCGCGGGCGCCAAGAAGGCCGCCCCGCCGGCUGCCAAGCCCAAGGGCACUGGCCGCGGCCGCGGCAGGCCGCCAAAGGCCAAGCCGCCAGCGUCCUCCGAGGACAACGACGACGACGACGAUGAUGAUGAGGACGAGAAGGAGGAGGCUUAAGCGGACGCCGCAGGACAUGGGGGCCCUGCCCCGCGCCAUAUUUCAAACUCACUGACGAUUCCACUCCCCCGCUCCCUAGCUCUUAAGGCCACACAGCAACCCUAGGAUGUAGAUUUGAUGAGAAGACCGGGCAGGCCAUGUCCGAGGCGCGAAGGAGAAAAACACGUUCAGGCUAAACGGAAAAAAACCAUUCUCUGGAUCUAAAUGUAAAUAAGGACACACACACAGACUUUUCAGGACAUUUCCAACCACAAACUGAGGGCAGAAAAAGAAUAGUUACUUGGAGAAGAAGAAGAAAAAAACAAUGUAGCGUGAAUAAAUUGUAAUCAGUUAUUAGCAUAACUUUCGUUAAUCUUCAAAAGUGUCUUUGUCAGAUGGAUUCCCAAAUGAAUGGACAAAAAUUAUGAUUUAUCGAGUAUAUAAUUCCGGAAAAAAAUUUAUAACUUCUAAUUUAACGUUCAAUAAAGUAAAUGUAAAUUGA
This is a messenger RNA of Phlebotomus argentipes, 950 nucleotides long. RefSeq names its product chromosomal protein D1-like. Gene Ontology annotation, molecular function: DNA binding. The coding region runs from base 113 to 469 and encodes 118 amino acids. The record is from RefSeq and is a predicted model, not a curated record. Lineage: Eukaryota; Metazoa; Arthropoda; Insecta; Diptera; Psychodidae. The transcript is spliced from 3 exons.